Messenger RNA from Colletotrichum graminicola M1.001, 1452 nucleotides. RefSeq names its product glutamine synthetase. The record is from RefSeq and is a predicted model, not a curated record. Gene Ontology annotation, molecular function: glutamine synthetase activity. The transcript has 4 exons. Bases 1 to 1452 code for a protein of 483 amino acids. NCBI's taxonomy places the organism in Eukaryota, Fungi, Ascomycota, Sordariomycetes, Glomerellales, Glomerellaceae.
AUGGCCCCGUCCAACGAGACUAUUACCGUCGAGUCGCUCCCGGAGCUUCUCAAGGAUGAUACCAAGGUAAAGCUGGCCGGCAUCGACGUCGAUGGCAUGUUGCGCGGCAAGCUCGUGUCUAAGAGCAAAUUCCUGUCAGUCGCCAAGUCUGGUUUUGGCUUCUGUUCCGUAAUCUUCGGAUGGGACAUGCAUGACAUGACAUACAUCAAGGAACUCAAGAUCAGCAACGCCGACAACGGCUAUCAUGAUCUAAUGGCCAUUCCCGAUCUCUCUAGCUUUCGUCGCAUUCCGUGGGAGAACAACGUGCCCUUCUUCUUGGUCAGCUUCUAUGAUCCGGAUACCCAGAAGCCCAUCUGCGUGUGCCCUCGCGGAUUGUUGAAAACAGCCUUGGAAAAGUUACAGACGAAGGGCUACGGUGCCAUGGCCGGAGCCGAGUACGAGUUCUACCAGUUCAAGGCACCUGCUCGCUCUUCCGAAGCCACGAGCUCCACGGCCGGAUAUUUGCAAGAGAACCCCCCACAAGCUUUGCCAUCCCUUACCGAGGGUAUGUUUGGUUACAGCUUAACAAGGACCGUUCAUAACAACGACUACUUUUAUGACAUCUUUGAGACAUGCUCGCAGUUCAAGUGUGACAUUGAGGGCUGGCACACCGAGAGUGGCCCAGGUGUCUUCGAGGCGGCCCUCGAGUUUGGAGAGAUUCAACAGAUGGCCGACAGGGCUAGCUUGUUCAAGUACGUUGUCAAGUCGGUCGCAACAAAAUAUGGCAUCACCCCUUGCUUCAUGGCCAAACCAAAGCAAGGCUUGCCUGGAAACAGCGGUCACAUGCACGUUUCCAUCGUCGACAAGGAGGGCAAGAACCUCUUUGCGCGGGAGACGAAGGACGAGAACCCGCCUUACCCGGAUGUUGCUGGACUUUCAGACAUGGGCCGUCAUUUCUUGGCUGGCCUUCUCGAGGGUCUCCCUGAUGUUAUGCCUCUACUGGCUCCUACGGUGAACUCGUACAAACGUCUGGUUGAGAACUUCUGGGCACCCGUGACGGUCUCGUGGGGCUUGGAGCAUAGGGCCGCAUCAAUUCGCCUCAUUGCCCCUCCUACAUCGAAACCAGGCGCAACCCGUUUCGAGGUCCGCGUUCCCGGCGCUGACACAAAUCCGUCUUUUGUGCUGGCAGCAAUCCUUGCUCUUGGCUGGCGAGGCGUUGAGAAGAAGCUGGAAAUUCCCGUCCCGCCUUUGGGCAAGGGCCAAGAUGUCGGCGGUAGCAAUGAUAAGGGUAUCAGGCUCGCAAAGAGUCUGCGCGAAGCAAAUGAUCGGUUCAAGCGGAAGGAGAGUAUCGCUAGAGAAGUUUUUGGAGAUGAUUUUGUCGACCACUUUAGUGGAACAAGAGAUCAUGAGAUCCGGCUUUGGGAUGAAGCUGUGACGGACUGGGAGGUCAAGCGAUAUAUUGAGACGGUCUGA